Penicillium vulpinum is the source of this 1458-nucleotide messenger RNA. RefSeq names its product putative 3-beta hydroxysteroid dehydrogenase/isomerase family protein. Gene Ontology annotation, biological process: steroid biosynthetic process. The record is from RefSeq and is a predicted model, not a curated record. NCBI's taxonomy places the organism in Eukaryota, Fungi, Ascomycota, Eurotiomycetes, Eurotiales, Aspergillaceae. Gene Ontology annotation, molecular function: 3-beta-hydroxy-Delta5-steroid dehydrogenase (NAD+) activity. Bases 1 to 1458 code for a protein of 485 amino acids. The transcript is spliced from 2 exons.
AUGGUGUUGCUUAUAGUAGUCGGCCUGGCUGGGCUGGCUGCUCUCUAUAUGUGGCGUGUUAACUGUGCCAUGAAAGUAGUUCCCGAGGAGGCACAGAAACUAUCACCUCAUCGCUGGACAGUCGAAGAAAUCAAAGCUGCCUACAAAAGGAGCCUGGAGACACCCAUCGAUGUGACCAAGAGCCUGCCACCAAAACAAUCCCGACGAUAUGUGAUCGUAGGCGGAACUGGUCUAGUUGGCGCUUGGAUAGUCUCACAUCUCCUUGCACGGGGCGAAGACCCCAAGGCCAUCCGCAUUCUAGACCUAAACUCCCCAGAGCAGGACAUCCUCAACAAAGACGUGAGCUGGAUUAGAACCAAUAUCACCGACGAGCUGGCAGUAACAAGAGCAUUUGAAGAGCCAUGGACUGCCAAUGUCACCAACCUGCCCCUGACGGUCUACCACACUGCAGCCAUAAUCCGAGCUCAAGACCGACUCAAGAGCUUCCUACCACUCAGCAGCAAAGUCAACAUCGACGGCACAAAGAAUGUCCUGAACGCUGCAAAAGCUGCCGGCGCCACAGCCUUCAUCUGGACAUCAUCAGGCUCCAUCGCCCUGCACCAGCCAACCUUCUGGAUUGCGCCGUGGGCAACCGAGCCCAAGCGCGCAGUUCAAGUAAUCAGCGACAGCACCAAACUCCCCGAAUCUCACAACCAAUUCUUCAGCAACUACGCCGUAACAAAAACAGAAGCGGAGUGCCUCGUCCGCGAAGCAGAUGACCCAGCAACAAACUUCCGCACAGGCUGCAUCCGCCCUAUAAACGGCGUCUAUGGCACAGGCGGCCAAGCCAAUAAUGUCAUGACGGGCGUUUACCUCCGUAACGGCGGUAGUGCAACCUGGGCUCGCCCAAUUCUGCAGAGCUUCGUGCACGCUGAGAAUGUAUCGCUUGCACACCUCUUGUACGAACAGUGUUUGAUCCAGCAAAGCGAGCCUGGGUCGCAACUCCCGAAUACAGGUGGCCAGGCGUUCACCGUUAGCGACCCCAACCCAGCGAUCGCAUUUGGUGAUUUGUACACAUUGCUCUCGACGUUGUCCAAAACGCCGGUUUCGUUUCCGGAUGUGCAGCCUGCUCCGUUGCUGAUGAUGGCGUAUUUUAUUGAGAUGUAUACUUUCUUGCAGUAUAGAUAUCUCUCUUGGUUGCCGAAGUUGUCGGGAGAUAUUGGGCAGCUUCAGCCGUCGCUGUUUUCCAUUAUCAAUGUUCAUGUGUUUGCUGAUGAUUCACGCGCGAAGCUGGCACCUGAGAUGGGUGGGUUAGGGUAUAACCCACCUUUGAGCACUCUUGAUGGUCUGUGUCGGCGGCUUGUGGAUUGGAAUAGGAAAGCUGAGGGACAGGGUGUUGAGACAAUGGGGAAGAAGAAGGGUUUGGGCCUCGUGACGGUGUCGGAAAGUGUUGGUGUGGUUGCGCCGCGGGUGGUGUGA